This is a messenger RNA of Gymnodraco acuticeps, 751 nucleotides long. It is a transcript of the gene cryzl1, whose product is annotated as crystallin, zeta (quinone reductase)-like 1. Gene Ontology annotation, molecular function: oxidoreductase activity. The record is from RefSeq and is a predicted model, not a curated record. NCBI's taxonomy places the organism in Eukaryota, Metazoa, Chordata, Actinopteri, Perciformes, Bathydraconidae.
CACACACUCCUGGUCCUGGAUGGAGGCAGCUCUUUUGGCCUCAUGUGCAUCCAGUUGGCGUGUUACCACGGAGUGAAGGUUUUUACAACGUCACACACAGCAGAAGAACACACAUUCCUGGAGCAGCUUCGACCCAGCGUGGGUGUUCAGGACGCGUUAGUAGCAAAGGUGAUCCCAGUGUAUAAAGACCAAUCAGAGCUGCUCUCCGUGGUUAUGGAGGAGACGGGAGGACUGGGAGUGGACAUCGUCAUCGACUCUGGAGUGCGUCUUCAAGAGAAAGAGUCCGAUGAGACGAAGCUCCUCCCACACAAACAUGACAUCAUCAGUGUGCUGGGAGUGGGGGGGCACUGGGUCACAUCCCACAAAGAGCUGCAGUUGGACCCUCCAGAUUGCCGACUGCUGCAUUUGAAAUCUGCCUCUCUGACGUUCCUCAACCACGAGGUGUGGACGGCUUCUUCCGCCCAGCAGGGAAGAUACCUGCAUAUCCUGAAGGACAUCGUGGAGAAGAUGUCCACUGGAGUACUCAGACCUCAGCCUGAGGAGGCCGUCCCUCUCUACGAAGCCACGGUUACCAUGGAGACCGUGCAGCGCCACCAGAAGAAAAAGGCCGUUGUUCAACUCUGACCAAAUUCAUGUAAAAUGUACAUGGCUAAAACUCACAGGAAUCACUUCACAUCUGCAGUUUCAUCAGCUGUUUGUCAUGUAAUGUACAACUUUCAUACUAAAUAAACCAACGAUAAGUCUCACAAUA